Molecule: messenger RNA, 1877 nt
Organism: Somion occarium
Lineage: Eukaryota; Fungi; Basidiomycota; Agaricomycetes; Polyporales; Cerrenaceae
Source: the annotation of a GenBank genome assembly
AUGUGGAAUGGCGAGAAGCACAGAAAGCCACGUAUGACCCGCUUUGAAGCAAGUAGGUCGAGCUAUCUCCCAUCAUCACCAUGGGAUCGACGUGUAUGGAAAAUUGCACAAAGUCCACGGAACCUUAUUCGAGAUUCGGCGAGAGCAUCACAAUGUUCUCUUGCAUGUGCCCGAAUGACAACGCGGACGAGAAGUCGGACUAAAAUGUUCGCACAAGGUACCCAGGAGUAUUCUGGUAUAAAGGUCUUCCUCCGGAGGAUGUGAGUUCCCCAGGAGACUCUGCAGUUUCCUCCCUCGUCCUUUUGGCAACACGGUUGGGUAUCUUCGGUCAUGUUUUCUCGUGGAAUCGGAACACUUCUUGCAUUCACGCUUUCUAUCGGGUUGUUGGGCGGUGUUCUCGCCUUUGACAACACCAGGAAAGAUAACUUGGCCGUUUAUUGGGGUCAAAAUGGCGCCGGCAGUCAGCAACGGCUAUCCUUCUACUGUGCUGAUGACACCAUCAAUGUGAUCCCUCUCGCCUUCUUGUACAUUUUCCGCGGUACAGGUGGCCAACCUGUUGUGGACUUGGGCAGUCAAUGCUCGGAUUGGAACGCGCCAGUCUUCCCCGGUACAGACUUGGUUCAAUGUCCCUCGACUCUGGCUGCAGAUAUCAAGACCUGCCAGGCUAAAGGCAAGCUCAUCACCCUGAGCUUGGGUGGCGGCACCGGUCAAGUCGGAUUCUCCUCGGAUUCGCAGGCACAAACUUUCGCCGAUCAGAUCUGGAACGAGUUCUUGGGCGGGAGCAGUUCCACUCGGCCGUUUGGUGAUGCAGUACUCGAUGGUGUCGAUCUUGAUAUCGAGAGUGGUACUCCUGCGCACUAUGCCGCCUUCGUCAACCGUAUUCGUUCUCACUCGUCUGGUGCUAGCAAGAAGUUUUACAUUACGGCAGCUCCUCAGUGCCCAUUCCCUGAUGCCAACAUUGGCGAUGCUCUUAACCAGGCAAGUUUCGACGCCGUCUACGUCCAGUUCUAUAACAACUUUUGCGGUCUCAACCACCCUUCGGACUACAAUCUUGCUACUUGGGACAACUGGGCAAAGACACAGUCUGCAAACAAGAACGUAAAGGUUUACAUAGGUGCUCCUGGAGCUUCCGAUGCUGCCGGUCAAGGUUAUGUCAACGCCGGUACUCUAGCCACCUUUGCCCAAAACGCUCAAAAGCAAUUCUCCUCUUUCGGAGGGGUCAUGUUGUGGGAUGCUGACUCCGCAUUCUCCAACAACCGCUUUGACAAGGCUAUCAAGACUGCCAUGACUGCCUCUGCUAAGGCGCUUGCCCCUCAGGCUCAUUCAGAAGGCGGCGAGGUUACUUCUACUGCUAUCGCCACGCAUUCCUCGGCUUCCGUAAACAAGCCUUCCUCUGUUGCCGCGCCUGCGUCUUCUCAUUCUACAGCCCCGAAGCAGAAGGACCCCACUCCCGAGCCCGAGCCAGUUAAGGCUCCUCACGAAAUUCUCCACAAGGAACCCCGCGAACCGCGAGUCUUUUCACGAUUCUUCCGCCUCUAACCACACGACACACGUUUGUGGCCAUCUCAACCUAUCAUCUUAUGCAACUUCGGAUCACACUCAAUUAUGGAUUUACGCUUUAGAGUUUGCGAAGGUUGAGUUUCUUUCGUCCCUUUCGCAUGUAUAGAUUAAACAGCUUAGCUGCUGUAAAAAUAGGUUACGAUACUGUGUAUGAUUUCCUUACGAUUGUACUGCUAGCACUUACGGAUGUAUUUGUAUUCUGACUUGUAUUCCUUGACAAUAUCGUGACUAAAUGCACGUGUUAUGAAAUUUGGCUGACGUAAGGCUUAAUCGUGCUCUGGAAGUUACUCGCCCAUAACUGGCCUUACCUUCAUCGU